AAGUAGAAGCAGCAGCACGAAGAGACGAAGAAGAAUUUAACGGUUCCCGGUUGUUGAGCCGCUGAAGCUUCCACGGUACCGGUGACCCAAUCAUUUGGACACUUUUGUAGCACCGUCCACAGCUCUGUUCUUUGACUUCAUCGAGCUAACUCACCGCGAUGAGUUUUCAACCAGCUAAGUGCUAACGACUGAGCUCACCCAGCGUCGUUCUCCCUGCUGUCACAGAUCCAUUGUAAUGGGGGACGGCUCUCAAGUGAUGGAGGACAUUGUUUUUCGAGGGGAGGAGUUUUCUGUGAAGAUAGAGGUGGAUAACAGUUUACUGAUGGUGGAAAUUGCAGACUCUACGACAGCAGAUCAGUGGAGGGGAGAGUUUGAUCCUGCUUAUAUUGAGGACCUCACUCGCAAAACUGGCAACUUCAAGCAGUUUCCCAUUUUCUGUAGCAUGCUGGAAUCAGCGGUCAGAAAGACGAGUGACUCCGUUACACUUGACCUCUUGACCUAUGCUGACCUGGAGCUGCUACGUAACAGAAAAGCCGGGGUAAUCAGUCGUCCCCGUGGUCAUCAGCAGUCGUCUGCCCUCACUGCCAAAAGAUAUCUAAUCCUCAUCUACACUGUGGAGUUUGACAGGAUACACUACCCUCUACCUCUGCCAUAUGUGGGUAAGCCUGACCCAGCUGCCCUGCAGAAGGAGAUCAGAGCCCUCAGAGCUGAGCUCAGUGCUCUCACCUCCCACCGAGUCAACAAAUCUACAGAAGUAGAGAUGCAGCGGCUACGAGCAGAGUUAUCUCUGGUGAAAGAGGAGAAGAAGGCUAUGGCCAAAGUUCUGGAGCAGCUGCAGAUGAGUGUAAGUGGUUCCACAGCUGGACGAGGGGACUGGAUGGUCAGAGAUGUGGGGAGGACACUUGAAGAGCAGCUCAUCAAGGAGAGGUCCAAGAGUCAGGAGCAACGACUGCUAAUGGAAGAGAUGCAGGAGCUAAGAGCAUCAGAGCGUGCUCUCCGCCUUCACGUCAAGAGUCUCACCAGCGAACUGGUGUCACUACGCAGAGGGUUAGACAAUCUAAGCGUCCGAGUGACUCCCGUCUCCAGUCGCGUCAGCUCUAGAGUUGAUGGGGAACCACAUUGUUCUCUGUCCCACGAAAGAGGAUCGGGGUACGGAACAACCAGAGCUCGCUCAGGAUCCAGAGAGCGAAUAUACGACAGAGUGCAACGGUCAGCUGAGAGAGGAAGACGAGCAGAUUCCUCAGGACGCUGUGCUCACAUAUCCAGACAGUCACCCUCUCCCACUGGGUCACGGGUUCCACCACGCUUUGACCCCACUGCUUACAUCCAGGACAGACAGCGCAGACAGAAGGAAACAGAACACAAAAAACAGAGGAAGGUGCGGAGGGACACACCCAUGUCACCCAUCAUUCCCGAGAGGGGGCGUUCACGUUCCAGAGAGGCCUAUCCUCAGAGGGCGCGCUCUGGCAGCAGAGGCAGGAGUUUAUCUGUGGAGCGCAGAGGAAGCAGGAACUCCUCUGGAAGCUCCUUAGUGGACAUGGAAGAAAUGAGCAAAGCUCUGCUCAGAGGAAGAAAACAGAUGUACAGUUACAAUGGACCCAGUGUGUCAAGAGGAGGCCUUGUGACCAGGAAGCCACUGUGCAGUACUCCCACACAGAGAAUGAAAGAAAAAGAGACUUGUAUAGACGGAGGAGCUGAGCUGUCGGAGAUCGACGCCAGGCUGCAGGCUCUUCAGGAUUAUAUGAGAGACCUGGAUACUGGACAGUAAAACAAAGUCCCCCGACAUCAGGAAACUACAGCCAUCACUGUGAAACAUUUUUGUUCAUUAAUUUAAAAUCUGUAUAUAAAUGAAGUUGUUUUUAUUCUUUAUCUUUUACAUCUUCCAAAUCUGACCAAACCACUGCAUACAAGGAUUUGACAUGUGACAAUAACUCCGCCUAUAGCUGUUAUUGCAUGUUGUUUUCCUUGUUUUACACUUUUUUGUUUUUGUUGUUGUAGAACAUGUCGAUGCACCGGCCAUUUUGCAUCUAACUGCACAUUCUCACAAACUUCCUCAUGUUCUACUGCUUUAUCCACCACAUCCCCGUCAUCCCAGCUGACACAGGGUGAAAGGUCACACGUCCAUCACAGGGCAAACACACAGAGACAACCAACCAUUCACACAUACUGUCAAUUUCAUACUGUCCAAUUAUCCUCUGCAUGUUUUUGGACUGUGGGAGGAAACUGAAGAACCCAGAACAACCCCCCUCCCCUUGGUCGAAGCAGGAUUCGAACUUCUUAAUGUGAGGCAGUACUAUGAGCCACUAUUCUACCACGUAGCCAUCCAAUUGCACAUCCACACACACAAUUGUUGCCAAUGAAUGCACGUAAAGUUUGCUCAUGUAGUGAUUAACCUCUACUUUACUCAAACUGAAAUGUCAAUAAGUGCUAAUGUCAUAAUGAGAGCCUCGAUAAAAGGGAUAGUUAAGGUUUUUUUGAAGUGUGGUUUGGGCAGAAACUUUUUCCUGUAGAGGGCAGCAUUGCACCAUCACACUUUACAGUCUGCCAGAAAUGAUAGGAAGAAGAAGUGAGGCACAGAAAACAGAGUUGACCAUGCAGUGUCUCAAGAACAAGCACUGAGACACAGACACUGUCGGUUAAAAAACGAAUUUUAACUACUGAUCUGAAAAUCAGUGCCUGCUUUAAGACUAUGAAAUUGCAAACAACGUGGGUUAAACACUGAGACAUCACUGCUUCAGGAUGAUUGUUGUUAGACAGUUUGAAGACUUGUUUGCUAUUGAUACUGACUUUCUUAAGUUCUAAUGCCAUAUCAUCAAUAAUAAUAAUAAAUAUGCCAUUUCAUUUCACUCCUUUAGUUGGACGUGAUAUUUGGAAAGAAUAAAUUGCAGCAAAAUGAUGUUGAUGAGAAAGCUCUGAAUACAGGUUAAAAAAUAUAUAAUCGCACACAAAAAAGUAUAUUGUGUUUAAAGACCUUUAGACUGCGGUAUCUUACCUCGCUCUUAAACAGGCUUGUCUGACUGGAAAUGGAGGUUUAAUCUGUAUUUAGCUCACAGAGACACACGAGCUGCUGGUCUACUGCUGCCCCAUGUGGUCAGUUUGUGUCACUGCGGUAAUUUGACAAAGCUGAAAAGCAACUAACAUAUUUCUAAGAUACUUUAGAUUUGAUUAGGUGAGCGUUUGGUUGGUGAGUGAGUGAGUGACAUAGAAGU
This is a messenger RNA of Solea solea (common sole), 3209 nucleotides long. It is a transcript of the gene ccdc61, whose product is annotated as coiled-coil domain containing 61. Gene Ontology annotation, cellular component: centrosome. The record is from RefSeq and is a predicted model, not a curated record. NCBI's taxonomy places the organism in Eukaryota, Metazoa, Chordata, Actinopteri, Pleuronectiformes, Soleidae. The transcript is spliced from 13 exons. Bases 236 to 1768 code for a protein of 510 amino acids.